GGCUGGGCUGGAGAGUAGGCGUGAUCGGCUACAUUUUGCCCACCGUCCGAGCCACCUCGCUCAUUGCCUGCUGUCCGAGCCCCGGGGAAGGACAUGGACAGCGCCGUCUUCGCUUGCUUCGCCUUCUACGGCUCGCUGCUCAUCCUGAAGAUGUACGCACUGGCCUUCAUCACCGGGCAACAGCGACUCCGCAAAAAGGCCUUUACCAACCCAGAGGAUGCAAUGAGACAUGGCGGACUGAUGUACCAUCGGACUGAUCCUGAUGUGGAACGGACUCGAAGAGCCCACCGCAAUGACAUGGAAAACAUCUAUGCCUUCUUGUUCCUUGGUGCCGUCUACUCGCUGACGGAGCCCAACCUCUUCAUUGCCAACGUCCAUUUUCUGGUCUUCUUCGUAGCUCGGGUGGUUCAUAGUGUUGCCUACAUGUUUGCAAUGAAAGCUCCAACCCGUUCUCUGGCCUACACCAUUGGACAGAUCCCCUGCGUGUCCAUCGCCCUGCAGAUCCUUGUCCACGCGGUGGCCCAUUGGUAGAGCCAAGCCUUCCACAGCGGCACUCAACGUAUUGUUGGUUCAGGACUGAACAACAUGUGUUUAUGAUGUGGCACACUUUGUAAACUUUGGAGAAGCUGUGAUGCAAAAUACACCAAAAGUGUCUUUCAUAAUGAAA
Molecule: messenger RNA, 667 nt
Organism: Leucoraja erinaceus (little skate)
Lineage: Eukaryota; Metazoa; Chordata; Chondrichthyes; Rajiformes; Rajidae
Gene: ptges
Product: prostaglandin E synthase
Exons: 3
Coding region: 94-531 (145 amino acids)
Biological process (GO): prostaglandin biosynthetic process
Cellular component (GO): membrane
Molecular function (GO): prostaglandin-E synthase activity
Source: RefSeq, a predicted model, not a curated record